Molecule: messenger RNA, 1287 nt
Organism: Striga hermonthica
Lineage: Eukaryota; Viridiplantae; Streptophyta; Magnoliopsida; Lamiales; Orobanchaceae
Source: the annotation of a GenBank genome assembly
AUGGAGGCACUCAAGGCACCUGGGCUAACGCCAUUAUCAGUCCUUGCUCAAAAAACAGAGCCCAAGAAAAACCCCUUAUCACUAGCCACCAUCUCUCCAUUAAAACUGCAGCCCUUUUCCGUUUCAAAACCUCUGCACGGCAGUUUGAUCAUUCUGUCUUCAUUCCUGAGCUCCGAAUUAGCCAAAGCAUUGACAUACGAUGAGGCCCUCGAGCAAUCGAUCCGCAGCUCCGCGUCGGAUUUUGACAUCAACAGCUUCAUCGGUUUCGCAUCCGAAAAUCCGAUCAUCCUCGGCGGCGGGGCGGCGGUUGUGGCCGUGCCGGUUGUGGUCUCGAGGCUGCUGAGCAAGCCGAAGCGGUGGGGAGUCGAGAGCGCAAAGGCGGCGUACAUGAAAUUGGGGGACGACGGAAGUGCACAACUGCUCGAUAUUAGGGCUACGGCGGAGAUAAAGCAGACAGGGAGUCCGGAGAUUAGGGGCCUGAAGAAAAAGCCGGUGGCGGUCGUGUAUAAAGCUGAAGAAAAACCGGGUUUUUUGAAGAAGUUGUCUUUGAAGUUCAAGGAACCGGAAAAGACAACACUGUUUAUACUGGACAAAUUCGAUGGGAACUCGGAACUUGUGGCUGAACUGGUUACGGAAAAUGGCUUCAAAGCUGCUUAUGCAAUAAAAGACGGGGCAGAAGGGCCGAGAGGAUGGUUGAAAAGUGACCUUCCAUGGAUACUUCCAAAGAAGACAUUGAGCUUUGACCUCAGCAACUUCACGGAUGCUUUUGGGGAGGCAGCUGAGAUUGUACCCUCGACACUCGGUGUUGCAGCAGCAGCAGCUGGUCUUGGACUAUUGGCUUUUACAGAGGUGGAAACAAUUCUCCAAAUACUAGGUUCGGCUGCUCUCGUGCAGUUUGCAAGCAAGAAACUCCUGUUUGCAGAGGACCGGAAGCGAACUUUACAGCAAAUUGAAGAGCUUCUGAACACCAAAGUUGGCCCUAAAGAGUUUGUGGAUGACAUUCAGAAAAUAGGGAAGGCUCUCCUACCAUCACCCGUAAUUAGCAAUGCUCUACCUGCUGCUCCAGGAGAAACAACGCCAAUGCUCGGCCCAGCUGAAACUGCUGUUCUAAAAUCCAAGACGGAAAGUGUCCCAACAGAAGCCAAAACCACUCUACAAGUCAACUCUGUCCCGGAAGCAGAAAUCGAACAAGAAUCUCUUCCUGCUCCUCCUGCUAGGCCACUUUCACCUUAUCCCAAAUAUCCCGAUUACAAACCCCCAUCAUCUCCAAGUCCAUCACAGCCUUAG